Molecule: messenger RNA, 1620 nt
Organism: Papilio polytes (common Mormon)
Lineage: Eukaryota; Metazoa; Arthropoda; Insecta; Lepidoptera; Papilionidae
Exons: 2
Coding region: 6-1034 (342 amino acids)
Biological process (GO): mitotic cell cycle; spindle organization; establishment of meiotic spindle localization
Cellular component (GO): spindle pole
Molecular function (GO): protein binding
Source: RefSeq, a predicted model, not a curated record
CAAAAAUGGCAACGGUAUAUGAAUUUUUACCAAUAGAAUUUGACUAUUAUGGUGAGUUAAGUAUUCGUUCGAGACUUGCUGAGGCCAGACGAUUCAGCCGCUUCCAUGCGGUAGUCCUCCUUCAGCGAAUAGUCCGAGGACAUUUAAUAAGAAAACAUUUUGCAUGGCUAUCGAAAAAUGCCCUCACAAUACAAUGCGCCUUUCGAAUGCAUCUCGCUCGUAAAGCUUACAGAAGAGCUUUGAUACAAGCGGUACGGAACAAACAUAACAAAAGAUAUAAUCAGGCGGCAACAAAGAUACAGGCCUUAUGGCGUGGCCAUUAUUCAAGAAACAAUAAGUUCUGUUACUACUCCUAUCGACGAUGGUUGCAUGAAGUAACUGAACGUGGUAAGAGGAGAGCGGCCGAAGCUGUUGAAUUCGGCAUCAGAACAAAGGUCGAUGACCUCAAAAUGUUAGAAGACGAAGCAAGAAAAUGGCUCGCUUACGUCGUCUUCAAGUUACAUCACCUACUUAGAACGUACGUCUGUGCCGGCAUAUAUUCUAAAACUGGCACAAGCGAGCUGUCGGAAUUUGAAAACCUUUUAAAUUCAAUACGUUACACGGACUAUAUGAAACGUUUGAAAAAGAAAUAUGACGAGUUUGUGCGGAAAUAUCGGCCUCGUUUUUCCAACAAAAGACUGUUUCCAAUAAUAGGAAACGGAGAAGAUUAUUGGUACUUGUCUCUGCCUGAGAUGUAUGAACUAACAGCUCCACCUCCAGAAGUUGAAGAUACGCGCCAUAUUAACGAAUAUCACGGUCCUAUUCACAAGAAACCUUUUCUAUGGAGGAAAGUGACACGAUCGAAGCUGUCAGAAGGUAGAGGUCCGUUUAUUGCUACAAGAAUUCCUUCAAAAGAAACUUUAUCAAGUGCACACAGUGAUCCACGUUUCGAUCUUUACGUUCAACACUACAAGCCGCAACCGAAUAUUUUCAAUUAUGUUGACUAUCAUAUAAACAUCGUACUAUUGAAAAAACAAAAGAUACAAACAAUGUAAAUUACGAUUAGAACAUACGAAAAAUAAAUCCUUGAUAUCUAUAUCAUGAAGGAUUGCGGAUAUUACGUCAUUUUUAUAAUUUCGUUUUGGCAUUUAUAUUUGUCUUCUGUACUCAACUAUUGUGUCCAUGCAAUUAUCAAAAUAUGCUUUUCAAUUGUUUUCCUCAUUCAUAGUUUAUGCAAAGUCUAAAUUACAUAAUGACUUCCUGCAAGCCGUAUUUCCACCUUAUCAUGGAGUUUAACAACCCCGUAAUCUCUGUACAUUCAAAUUAAUGCUAUUGUCGAAACGGACCAAACUUUCCUUAUACUGUAAUUUCAAUAUUGCUACAGCAAAAUGAAACACAAUUUUAUUGAUGACUGAAAUGGCUUGUACCAAAACACUUGGUUAAAAUUUUUAUUUUUCUUGUUCGGAAAUCCGUAAUCAGGCUGCUAAGUUUGGAAGGGUCGUCCGGAUGUUGCGGCCCGCGAGCCUUUUGUUGUUUCGCUUUUGUUGUUGUGAAUUUUACACUUGUAAUUUAUUUCAGGAAAUGCCUUGGUGAGAAAAAAAAUUACAUUAAACUCUCUAAAGUAAAAUGUGUUUUGCAAAU